UCGACGAUGAGUGAAAAAACUCCUAAAAAGAACCUGUUUAGCCGCGUUAGUUUUAAUGGAUUUUCACCUGUUAUAUUACCAGUAAGUCCAGCAGCAGGAUCCCCACAAAAAAAUUUAACUGGCUCCCCGAGAGUGGCACGAGAUAUUGUUGCCGAUUUGUACAACAACAUCCAACGCUGGAACGAUUUACACAUAAAAGGAUCAAACAUAGUUAAACAAAUAGCUGUAUUUAAGUCUGACAAUCCAAAUAAGUUUACCCCUGAACUAGAGGAUUACACAAACGCUUUGUAUGAAGUUGUAGUUAGCCUGGUAGUGUACAGAAACUGUUUUGAGAAUCUCACCUCACAAAUUAAAGCUCUGUCCAAGUUAAAUAAAGAAAAAGAAAUCCUAUUUAUAUCACUAAAUGGGAUAGAAUUAUCAAAUCUUGUAGAGAGCAUAAGCUUGGCAUAUAGAGAUGAGUUCAAGGUCAAAGAACACAUCCUUGAGAAUAUAGCACACACUAAGGGCAAGAAUGAGGUUAUGUUCUAUGCUGCAUCUUGGACUCAUCAGUGUAAUAUAACAAGUGAUGUUAAUUUUAAACUGGAAACAUUACUCGUUGAAACUGGGCAUAGAAAUUUUAAUUGAUUGUUUUAA
Molecule: messenger RNA, 633 nt
Organism: Brassicogethes aeneus
Lineage: Eukaryota; Metazoa; Arthropoda; Insecta; Coleoptera; Nitidulidae
Source: the annotation of a GenBank genome assembly